AUGGUCCUCGGAGUCGUCAUGAUGUCAGCCAUGCUGCCCACCAUGAUUGGCCUGAACGAGGCCACUCAGGGCGCGCGCAACCAGGAGGAAGAUCGUCGGGAUUCGGCGCGCAAGCAGCGCUGCCACUUGCUAGCCACCUGUUCGUUAAACCAAGGUACCUCGGACCAACGCGAACAGGUUCACAAUGCUCGGGUAUAUGUGGGGCAGGAUGGGAAUCUUUAUAUCACCAAAUACCCGACGUCUACCAUGGCCCCCUUGAACGGCGGCUUCUAUACACAUCCUGACUUCCCCCCGAACAAUACCUCGGGUCUGGUAACAGUCAGUGGUGAGCAGACGCCCACACUGCGGUGGGUAUUUCUAGACGCCCACACCCACCAAAUGCGAUGGGGAGGCCGCCCAGACACUCAGGGCCACAUAUGUGGGCCCUUUGACUGGACGCGAGAUAUGCAGUACGUCACGCUCGAGGGGUGGGAAGGGUGGUUAGCUGUACGACUGCCGGAUGUUCAAGCGGACCAGGUGGAGAAUGGCGGCAGUGAGAUUUGGCGGCUGUAUUUCGACCGGCGGGACAAUGGAGCCGACCUGCCACCAGGAGCGGAGGGACUGGAAAUUCGACUUAAACGAGCAAUGGCAGAGUCUUGA
This is a messenger RNA of Penicillium alfredii, 639 nucleotides long. RefSeq lists its product as uncharacterized. Lineage: Eukaryota; Fungi; Ascomycota; Eurotiomycetes; Eurotiales; Aspergillaceae. The transcript has 2 exons. The record is from RefSeq and is a predicted model, not a curated record. Bases 1 to 639 code for a protein of 212 amino acids.